UCUGACGCCCACUUGCACUUCAUCGCUCCACAAGAGGGAUGGCGGCUUAAUUUCUGCCACACUUCAAUAAAUUAUAAGUUAUAUUUUAUUAGGCUAAAGUCAAUGAAUUGGUUUGGUUUUGGUUUCAAUGGUUUUGGACAGAUAGUCCCCAGACGAAAGGGUGAAAAAGAUGAAGACACCGCUAAAGUGCUCAGCCCAGUCGCGCUGGGAAGUUUGUGCAGUUCUUCUGAAGGCAAAACAAGUUUGAGCCCAAAAAAUAAGUCAGAAACAUCAGAGCACAAAAUCAAAGUUGUUGCAAGUUGGAGCCAGAGAGCUGCCGUCCUCAGAGAUGGUGACCCACAUGUUUGCAUGUCAGGGUUCAUAAGUGACCCAGAUGAAGAACACAGAGGACUCGCUAAAGAGAGUAAAGGAUGUGUGGAUGCUGUCAUCAGUGAGAGAUAUCUAACCCUCAGCUUUGCUGACCGAGUGGAGUCCUGGAGCUUGAAGCCCAAUGGAAAUGCACUUGUUUGGAGUGGGGUAAAUGGGGUACAGGACACCUCUGACACUGGUCCCACAGUAACAUUACCGCUGGUGCCGGGUGGAUACAUAGCAUCAAAGCCUCCAUUUUUUCGACCCCUUUCUCCUGAACUGCGUGCUGUGAGCCUGGCACUGGGCACUGAGCAUGCUGUCCUUCUGACGUCCUCUGGCAUUGUCUACAGUUGGGGGUCUGGCAGCCAUGGCCAGCUGGGUCAUGGCAGUCUGGUUUCAGAGAAUGAGCCUCGAGCGCUAGAGGCUCUGUGGGGUGUCCCUAUGAAAUAUGUGGCUGCAGGGGGCUGGCACUCAGCAUGCAUCAGUGCUGGUGGAGAUCUCUAUGUGUGGGGCUGGAAUGAGAGUGGUCAAAUAGGCCUUCCAUCAAAAGGUGUCAAGGACCAGAGUCAGAGAGCACCAAACACUGAGAAAGGUGAAUUGGUAGUGAAUAAAAGAGAAGAUAGUGUGUUCAUCUCAAUACAAGCCUUCCCUGCCCUUGUGGAUGUUCCAGAAGUGACUGAGAUCAGCAAGGUCAGCUGUGGAUCCCGCCAUACAGCUUCCAUUACAAGCUCUGGAAAUCUCUACACCUGGGGAUGGGGUCACUAUGGCCAGUUGGGUCAUGGUUCAAAAUGUAGUUCAGAUGAACCUAAAGUUGUGGAGUACUUCUCAAAUGGUGGAAUGAUCGUAGAAGAUGUUGUCUGUGGGCUGUGGAACACAUUUGUUUCUGCUACUCCAAGGGAGCGUUCCCCCUUAUGACCCACACACAGGCCUGUAUCUCCUACUGAAGACCCUACCAUUUUGAAGUGGACAGUCAUCAACACAGGUAUAAGAACAUGCUUUUAUUAAAUAUAUGCAAAUAGAUCUCUAAAAUACAAGUUAGAAAGAUUAGUGGUUUUAUAGAGAAUAUGUACAAAUAUUUUCAAUUACAUAAAAGUAGAAAUACUGACACAAAGGAUGCAGUUGAAAUGAA
Messenger RNA from Colossoma macropomum (tambaqui), 1477 nucleotides. RefSeq names its product RCC1 domain-containing protein 1-like. The transcript is spliced from 8 exons. Bases 103 to 1263 code for a protein of 386 amino acids. The record is from RefSeq and is a predicted model, not a curated record. Lineage: Eukaryota; Metazoa; Chordata; Actinopteri; Characiformes; Serrasalmidae.